Messenger RNA from Perca fluviatilis (European perch), 6795 nucleotides. RefSeq names its product golgin A2 (gene golga2). Gene Ontology annotation, molecular function: protein binding. Lineage: Eukaryota; Metazoa; Chordata; Actinopteri; Perciformes; Percidae. Gene Ontology annotation, biological process: Golgi organization. The transcript is spliced from 28 exons. The coding region runs from base 54 to 3371 and encodes 1105 amino acids. The record is from RefSeq and is a predicted model, not a curated record. Gene Ontology annotation, cellular component: cis-Golgi network; Golgi cis cisterna; Golgi apparatus.
CCAUCAGACACUAAACUGAUGACGUGGUUCGGUCCGUUGACCAGAGCAGCAGUAUGGCCGACCAGAGCAGGCAAAUAAAACUCGCUGCGGCUAAGAAAAAGCUGAAGGAGUUUCAGCAGAAGAGCUCCCCUGCUAGUGUGGGAGGAGAAAAGGGUGGAGGAGGAGGUGGCGGAGCAGGGGCCAAGAAGAAGAGGAAGGUGAAGGGACUGAGCCAACACGAUGCACCUUCAACAGACAGAAACUCUCCAGACAAUUUUGAAAGAAUUCUGAAAACACUUAGUCAAAGCAAUGGAGUAGUCCUACCUCCUUAUAGCAACAGUCAGACCUUUGCUGAUGUGGGGGCCAUCGGGUCUUCAGUUCCCCAGCUGCUGGAGGACCCAAAGGGCGAGCUCGGUCACGGCUCCCCUGUGUCUAACACCGCUAGCGCUAACACUGCUACUAACUCUGAGUCUGUCGGUCACAACACUGACCUGCAGGACUAUCCCGAUACCAACGGCAAUGAGAGUUUAACAGAAGAAGAUAGACCACUCUCUUCCACAGAGAGCCUGCGACAGCUCUCACAGCAACUGAACGGCCUGGUCUCUGAGUCAUCUGCUGCUUAUGUGAAUGGGGACAGUCCACCUUUAGUUGGUGAGAGAGAUAUGGAGGGUCGGAACCAGGAGCUGGCAGCCGCCCUGGAGUCCAGCAACCUAACAAACUCUCAGCUAAAUACCAAGCUAGACCAGCUGGCACAGCAAUCUCAGGGGCUCUCCGAUCAGCUACAAAAGGAGCGAAAAGAUUUCGAACAGAGAUUUUCAAAAGAGCAGGGAGCCAUGCGGGAGCAAUUACAGGUUCACAUCCAGACCAUUGGUAUACUGGUAUCAGAGAAGUCAGAGCUACAAACAGCACUACAAUACACACAACAUGCUGCACGGCAGAAAACAGCUGAGGCAGAGGAGUUGAAUAACCGUCUGCAGGCAACCAAGCAGAGAGUGUCAGAGCUGGAGAGAACUCUCUCCUCUGUCUCAACACAGCAGAAACAGUUUGAAAAGCACAACAAAGAGUUUGAAAAGGAGAGAGACAACCUUAGGCUAGAGGUGUUUAGACUAAACAAUUUGAGUGAGGAGUCGAAGCAGCAGAGCUCAGAGCUGUCAGAGCAGUUAAAGCGGAGUACACAGGAGAAUGGAGCAAUGAGGCUGGAGGUGGAAGAUCUUCGCAAGAGACUCGAGAUAGCUGACCUCAUGUUGCAACAGUGCUCCAGUCAGUCAGAUCCCACGAGUGCCAACCAGCAGGUCCAGUUACUGCUCGGAGAGAAGCAGCAGCUGGAGGCACACAAUCACCAGCUGAUGGAGUCGAUUGCCCAGCUGCAGACAGAGAGGGACUGCUAUGCAGAGCAGAUCCAGGAGGAGGGCCAUCUAUGGAAGGACAAAACAGAACAGCUGCUAACACAGGUGUCUUUGGUUGCAGAGGAGAGGGACAGAAACAUCAGCCGAGUCCAAGAACUGGAAGCCAGCAUCACAGAGCUUCAAAAUGCUGCAGCGUUGUUGUCCCAGGAGAAAGAGGCCCGGGAUAAUGCAGAGCCUCAGUCCUCAGGGCCAUCAGAGAGUGAGGUGGCACUUCAGGAGGCCCUCAACACUCUACAUCAGGAAAAAGAGGCUCUUACCGCACAGUUCCAGGCACAGCUGAGAGAUAACGAGCAGCUGAGCCGCCUGUGUUCAGAGCAGGAGACGCGUCUCGGGGAGAUGGAGCGCCAGUUGGAGAGCCAAGUCCAGGAGGAAGGGGACCGCCGGCGCAUGUUGGAGGAUGUUCAGUCGGACAAGGCCACUAUUAGCCGUGCUCUCACCCAGAACCGUGCACUGAAGGACCAGCUGGCUGAGUUACAGAAUGGUUUUGUCAAACUGACUAAUGAGAACAUGGAGCUGACCACUGCCAUCCAGUCAGAGCAACAUGUGAAAAAGGAGCUGGCUCGCAGAAUGGGUGAACUGCAAGAAGAACUGCACAACGUCAAGGAGCAGCUGGAACUGAAAAGUAAUGACACUCAGGGUCUGAUGGAGCAGAGGGACCAGGUAGUGGCCCACCUGCAGCAGUACUGUGCUGGCUACCAGGCUCUGGUCUCAGAGAGGGAACAGAUCCACCACCAGUAUCUGCAGCAGAUCCAGCUCAUGGACCGGCUGCAGCACGAUGAAAGCCAGGGCCGUGUGCAACUGGAGAUCAGUCACAAUCAGCUCAAGCAAGCGCAGGAGCAUAUGGAGCUGUUGGUCAAAGACAACGAGCAGCUGAAGGCUGAGGUGAAGGAGCUGCUCAACAGCUCAGCUCUUGCCACGUCAUCCAGAGACCAAGGCGAUGGGGUGGAGAGCCAGUCACUGCAAGAGAGCCCAGAGAAGUCCUCCCCCAUAGUUAUCCCAGAAGACUUUGAGAGCCAGAAGGAGAUGGAGGAGUUUCUCCGUGGAGCUUUGGCUCAGCUGGAGCUGGAGAGGGACGAGGCCAGACGGCAACUUGAGGAGGAGCACCGGCUUCACAUGGCAGCGCGGCACCAAGCCGCUGUGGCCUUCAGCCUGGAGCCCCAACACCACAGCCACAAAUCUGUUCACGACCAUCAUCACGAGCACGAUCACAGUCAGGGCCAACAUAGUCACUGUGAACACAGUCACGAGCAUUCAGAAGGAGGAGUGCCGGUGGAAGUUCACCAGGCCCUGCAAGCUGCCAUGGAGAAGCUUCAGCAGCGAUUCACGUCCCUGAUGAGAGAGAAAGCUGACCUGAAGGAGAGGGUGGAGGAGCUGGAGCACCGCUGCAUUCAGCUGUCUGGAGAGACUGACACUAUAGGGGAGUACAUAGCCCUGUACCAGAGUCAGCGGGCCAUCAUGAAGCAGAAACACCAGGAGAAGGAGCACUACAUCAGCAUGCUGGCCCAGGACAAGGAGGAGAUGAAAGCGAAGCUGGCAGAGCUGCAGGAUCUGGUGAUGAGGCUGGUGGCUGAGAGGAAUGACUGGUACAGCCGCUACACCGGAACCUUAGCCAGCACAGGCACAGUGAACCCUGACCUGCUUCCUGUUAGGGAGGAUCACACUCACCCGGAGCACCAAGCACACACACACACAAAGCUUAAUGCUGUCAGCGGAGCAGAAGCCAUGGAAGUCAUUCCUCUGUCAGAACCCACUACAACCCUGGAAGCCCCGUCGUCCCAGAUGCUGUUGAGUGGGUCAGCCCAGACAGACUCCAAGGCCCCGGGGCCCAAAGAGGACGGCACAGCCCAGCAGAUCAUGCAGCUGCUCCACGACAUCCAGAACCCACAGGGGGCGCCAAGAUCACCCCCCUUCCUCGGGGAGAACCCCUGCAUCCCCUUCUUCUACCGGCCUGACGAACAGGAUGAAGUCAAAAUCCUGGUUGUGUGAGAGCUGUGUGUGUGUGUGUGUGUGUGUGUGUGUGUGUGUGUGUGUGUGUGUGUGUGUGUGUGUGUGUGUGUGUGUGUGUGUGUGUGUGUGUGUGUGUGUGUGUGUGUGUGUGUGUGUGUGUGUGUGUGUGUGUGUGUGUGUGUGUGUGUGUGUCUGUGUGUGUGUGUGUGUGUGUGUCUGUGUGUGUGUCUGUGUGAGAAUUGGAUGUGUUAAAGUCUAGGGCAUAUUAAACACCGCAGUAUACCAUGUUCGUAGCUUGUUGAUCAUAUCCACUUGUCACUGAUAUGUGAGCGUCUUUGACCCAGUUACAUAAAAAUGCCCUCUCUCUGUGUGUUGGCAGUAAUGUGUGUGCAUGGUUAAAUAGAGAGUAUUUUCAGUUUUUUUUUUUUUUUUUCUAUGAUGCUCUUCCCAGAGAGAACCAGUAUUCCUUAACGCAAUCUGAUUAUUCUCCAUACCACCAUUUUUCAUCCCUAUCCCCCCUCUCGUCUCUCAUUUUACACAUAAGUGCAAUAAAGGGGCCUUAUAUUCUGUCCCCUUGCUGAUACAGUACUUAAAGAGAUGUCGAAAAUGAUUAGCCUUGUGUGCAACUUCAUUUUAGUGCACAUCUCAGUUAUACAUAAUUCACUGUACAAAUGCCAAAAAUGAGCAUCACGUUUGAAUGUAAUAAUGCGAAUAUUUACCCGUAUGUUUGCGUAAUGUGAGGAGAAUUGAUGAUGGUGAAAGGGUGCAUGAGGAGAAGAGAUACAGAUUGAGAUGUCAGUUAAAGUCCAAGAAAGUCACUGAGUGCACAUAAUAGCUUUUGAACUGUAGGCGCUGUUAUGAUUUCAAAGUCAAGCUCUCUAGUUGCAUGAUGAGGUUCAGAAAGAUGGAGGCAGGUGUCGCAGCUUGGUACUGUUCCUAAAACAACCUUUUCUCUACCUUUUGUCUUUAUCCUCCAAACACUGAAAAUAAGUCUUGUUAAAUGUUGCGAUAUGUUAAUAUGUGAAACAUUUGUAUUGUGAUGUCAAACAUCCUGUUAGACUGAGAGAAUUCCCCAUCGUUAUGAAAGGGUGAUUUCUAAAGUUAUUGAGGGGAUCGAUGCAAUUUAAAGACCCCAUGAAGAAAAAAAAAACACAUUUUAGUCAAAGAGAUUAAGGCAUUAUUUUUUAGUGUAAUUCAGAUAAAUAAUAGAGCUUGGGGUGCUGUGCUUCAGGUUGCUUUCCACAUUAUUGUUUUUUGCAAGUUCUACUUUUUCUUUGUCAGUAGCAUGAUAGAUACUAAGGUGCGAUGGCUAGAGGAAGUUACAGGAAAAAUGGUGUUGAAAUCUCUUUAUCUGCACUCAUAAUUCAUGGCCUCAUCUCAAAUGUCUACACACUUUUUUUUUCUUCCCCUCAUCAAAGCUGCUCAUCCAUAACUGAGUCCUAACUUCAAUUUUAUGGGGUCUUCAAGUUUCUAAACAAAUUGACACUAUUGAGUAGAGCCUGUUCUUUCCUGUUACAUGUGCUUAUAGUUCGACAUAUCAGAGGAGAAUUAAUGCACAUCCUUUACAACUGGACUGUGUGAGUGUACAUCACGUACGCAUGUGUUUCCUCUUCUGCCGAAGUUGUAUUUUUUGUAGAGUUCUAUCAGAUUAUAUAAGAAUGAUUGCACUAAAACUGUACAAAGCUUCUCAUUCAGCUCUGUCCUCUGUGGCUGGUUGGACAGUGACGUUUCUAAUGAAACUUGCUUAAUCCUGUUGAAGAAAAAGGGAAUCCUAUGAAGCCACACUCUUUAAGCUGAGGGUUCUGUGUGUGUGUGUGUGUGUGUGUGUGUGUGUGUGUGUGUGUGUGUGUGUGUGUGUGUGUGUGUGUGUGUGUGUGUGUGUGUGUGUGUGUGUGUGUGUGUGUGUGUGUGUGUGUGUGUGUGUGUGUGUGUGUGUGUGUGUGUGUGUGUGUGUGUGUGUGUGUGUGUGUGUGUGUUGCACUCGCAGGAUGAAUUGUAAAUAUGAAUAGGUGACAUUAAUGAGAUUGCUCAGUUCAAAAGGUCGUGAUGUUAUUCCCAAAAGUGUGGACCAAUCAGAAUUUGAGAAAAUGAACAACUCUUUUCAAAACUACACACAUUACUGUUCAUAUUAAUUUAGUAACUUGCAUUGGCAACACUCCUAUGGGCAUUGGAAACAAGAAAUUAGGUAGGAUCCCAACAUUGAGAUCCUACCAAAUUCCUUGUUUACUUUUUCUUAAACUUAAGACAUCGCAGGUGUCUAGCCUUGAGGGAGAUGCUCAUAUUCACAAAUGUAGAUUGGAGGGUGGAUUAAUUGAUCAACAAUGAUCUCUUUCCUUUUGUAACUAAAAACCAUAGCUCUCACAGCUAUUUUUUCCCCCCCAUUUCAGAUGAAGUUAUGGCAGAGGCCUUUUGGUUUUUAAGAGUCUUUCCAUGAUUUUAAUAUGCAAAGACAUGAGGGUCUCACUGCGAGUCAUACAAAAAUCCUACAGACUACUUUUGGAGGUAUUUUAACCUUCUCAUUUGGAUGUCAUUGAAUUUUAAGAUCCUCUCUGUUGUGUUUACUUUAAGGUAGCACACAUUUGUAAGUUAUUAUUGCACACUUGAUAUUUAUCACUAACUGCAACAGGACAGAAAGCAAUAGUGCAAAUGUUGGUAUUUUAAGCAAAAUAAAUAAAAAAGUAAUAUGUGGGGGCCAUAUAUACUUGGUGUUUUUUACAGGCAAAGUAAACAGCGCUGUGUUCACCCUAAACCACAGCACCUUGUUAGGAACCGGUAGUUUUUGAAUACAUUUACCUAAUCAUUCUUGAUUUUAAAAAUUCCUCGCUUCUUAGCAUUCUGUCACUUUUUGGUUUCCUUUGAAACAUGCCACAAAAUAUGAUUUGAUUAUAUUUUUCAUUAAUUUUGUUUCUUUUGUCAGACGAAGAGGUAAAUAUACAAUAAAAUCAUUUUAUUGUUUCGGGGCUUGUAAAAUAACAAGACAAUAUGGAUACAAUUACUUCCCACACUCUAAUUCACUGUUAAAUAUGUUAUGUGUGAUUGAAACAAAUAGCAAGGAACCAUUUAUUGUCUUUACUGUAAAUGAGGUGGUGUAUAUACUGUAACUGUGUAACAUAUUGUAUAUUCAUUAUGCCUGGUGUGUGGGGGAAAGCUGCUCUGCCAUGUUUACUGGCAGUGUGGACUGUGUGUCUGAAAGUGAGCUCAGAGUCAAGGCCUUGGCGGUUACUGACUGGCUGAUUUAAUACAAAGAUUGACUAAAAAAGCGAAAAUGUUCUAUUUAUUUGGAAUAAGUUAGUAUCUCAACUAAUCAGUUUUAAUGUAAAAUAGAAGCGACGGAUGGAAAUGAAGGAUCAUUCAGAGAACUGAUUUGUUCGAGGGCUGCUUCUGACAGAAGCUUUCUGAAUAGUUUUUCCUUGAGUAAUAUUUUCUCCCUUUCUCCUGAAUAAAACUGAUUGAGCAACUUGAA